Messenger RNA from Pipra filicauda (Wire-tailed manakin), 913 nucleotides. It is a transcript of the gene ATP5F1D, whose product is annotated as ATP synthase F1 subunit delta. NCBI's taxonomy places the organism in Eukaryota, Metazoa, Chordata, Aves, Passeriformes, Pipridae. Bases 189 to 785 code for a protein of 198 amino acids. Gene Ontology annotation, biological process: proton motive force-driven ATP synthesis. The record is from RefSeq and is a predicted model, not a curated record. The transcript is spliced from 5 exons. Gene Ontology annotation, molecular function: proton-transporting ATP synthase activity, rotational mechanism.
CCCACGUCCCUGCCUGCAUCCCUCUCCCACCUCCCUGUCUCCAUCCCCGCCCCAGAGCCCUCGCGGCCGGGCCGGGCCCGGGGGUGCGGCGGCCCCUCGGUGCGGGGGCGGAGCGGGGCCGGACCCCCCAGCACCGCGACACCCGGCGGGGCUGGGACUACAACUCCCAUGAGGCCCCGCGGUGCCGGAUGACGCCUUCUGCGCCGGGCGGCGCGCGGGGCACGCCGGGAGCUGUGGUCCGGCGCCGUCCCGGCCUGCCCCGCGCCGCCGCCGCCGCCGCCGCCAUGGCCGCGAUGUUCCGCGCCCGCCGCCUGCUCCGCCUCGCCCGCCCCGCGCUGCUGCCGCCGCCCGCCCGCGGCUACGCCGAGCCCGCCGCGGGCCCCGCCGCAAUGGCCUUCACCUUCGCCUCGCCCACGCAGGUGUUCUACAACGGUGCCAACGUGAAGCAGGUGGACGUGCCCACGCUGACUGGCUCCUUUGGCAUCCUGGCAUCCCACGUCCCCACGCUGCAGGUGCUCCGGCCAGGCGUGGUCACAGUCUACGCCGAGGACGGGACGGCCACCAAGUACUUUGUGAGCAGCGGCUCCGUCACCGUCAACGCCGACUCCACGGUGCAGGUGCUGGCAGAGGAGGCGGUGACCAUGGACAUGCUGGACCUGGCCACUGCGAAAUCCAACCUGGAGAAGGCCGUGUCAGAAGUGGCUGCAGCGUCCGAUGAAGCUGCUAAAGCAGAAGCUCAGAUUAAGGUAGAAGCCAACGAAGCCCUGGUGAAGGCUCUGGAGUGAUUCAGGAAUCCCACCGUGGGUGCAGAACUCCCAGCCUGUCCCUGUCCUGCUCCCCAGCUGCACAGAUGGAGUGGGGCGAAUGGAGGUGGAGAAACCGUUCUCAUCAAUUAAAAGGAAAUGCAACCCCC